GUCUGACAAUUUAUUUCCACUGUGCAGCACAGUUUUGUAAUAUUGUCUGCAAUUUUGACAAAUAUUUAUUUUUAUUUUUUACAAUCAUGGAGUUUAAUUUUAACAAAGUAAAAAUGCUUCUACUUAGUUCAAGGACCUUUAUAGUUAACAUUUUUAUGAUAGUUCAGUUAUCUAAUGUUAGUUUGUGACGGGGUGUAUAAUUCUACAUAGGAAGAGCAUGGUAUAAAACUUCGGUGGAAGGACAAGAUUCGAUUGAACAACGUCAUAUGGCGGUGCUGGCAUAUGCAAUUUAUUAAGAAACAAAAUACUUUGGUAUGCCAAUUCGCUUCCCCGUUAGAUGUUGACACACACGUAAAGCCAGAGGCAACAAUAUUAGAAGGUAAAUAUUGGAAACGGAGAGCAGAAGCGGUUAUAGCAGAAUAUAAAAAAUGGCGCAAGUUUCAUAUAAUGCGACUCCUUGGAAAGGGAGACACAUCUGUCCAGGACACGAUAUCGGACAUGGACACGGUGGAAUCGUUCUCACAGUGCAGCGACCUAGCAGGCAAUAUGCUCACGGACGAGGACUACCUCAACUUCAUGACUGACACACUCUUCUCCACUAUCAGCAGUCACCAACCCUUCGCCUUCCCGGACUGCAGGGAAAUAGCUAGAGGCGCAAGUUUAGCAGACUUCAUACAACCAAGUUUAGGUCCACUGCAACCCAAUCUUGAUGAUUUUAUGGACACAUUGGAACCACUUCAAGAUUUGUUGACACCCAGACCGCUACCGCCAGUACCCGAAGAAUCCGCAUUGCCCGCAGACGACUCAAUGUACCGCGGGGCUAUGUCAGUAGACACUUACUCGUCACAGAACUUCAUGACUAGCAGCCAGAGCAGCACAGCGGUCACGAUGCCUACCAGUCAGAUGUCUCUCCACGGGACAACCAACAAUACUCAAAUGAUGUCGAUGGCUGAGCAAACGAUAAAGAAUGAGCAGCAGAUGGGAAUGUACGAUAACGGCAGGCUCUUCUCCCAGUCCGACAUACAGAACAAUAUGAUGAAUGCUCAAGAGAUGCUGUCUCCGUAUCAACAGAUUACUUACGAACAGCAGAAUACGUCACAGUCUGACCAGCAGAUGCACAAUGUUUAUGUUGGGAAGUCAUCUCGGCUACAGUAUGUCAACACUCCCAAAAUUGUGUCGCAGACAGAUCCCUGCUAUAAUCAAUAUAACAAAGGUGUACCGCCUUCACAAACUGCGCCAGAAACAGUAUCGUUGCUGCAGCAACCUAUACAGAAUUCUAAGUACGCUUCUACUAUAGUGAUUCAGGGCCGUGGGGGCUAUAGUCGAGAGAAGCCAAGGCAGAGAGUGUCACACUAUUCAGGCCAAGUCCAAAACAACCAGUACCAGAGUUAUGGACAGGCCAUGAAUCAGUCGGGGCCGCCGGUGUCCCCGCAGGGCUACGAGUCUCGUGCGGUGAGCUCGCGUCAAACCUCUCCGCAGAUGCAGUACUUGCAGCCGAGUCCCGUGGACUCGUAUAAGGCUAAGCCUACUUCUUCUACAGUUAACCCGCGCUCGUUUAAGAUGCCUUCGCCGCCGUUGGUGCCCGUUUCUGCUCCACAGAUGUCGAGCGUGGGCCCCGGGCCCGGCGCGGCGGGUCGCGGCAGCAAGGAGCAGUACCGGUCGCACAGCCUGCCGCUGGGCUCGCAGCUCAACCCCGACUGGUCGGUCAGUGCGCCCGCGCAGCCUGCGCCCGCGCCCGCGCCCGCGCCCUCCGCUCUAGACGUCUCCGUCGCUAAGCAUAACGCGAGGGCUCGCGAGUCAAACCCGGGUGCCAUUCGCAUUCGGUCUCGCUCUACGUCGAGCGGCGUGGUGGAAGGCGGGGCUGGCGGGGCGGGCGGGUCCGGCGGGGCGGGCGCGGGCGUGCCAGCGCCGGGGCGCCGCCCCCCGCCUCUCAACAGCGUGGCGUCCGAGCCCACGCUGCCGCAAGCUAGCGUUAUGCUCGCUCAGCUACUCUCAGCGCAACACUCUCAGAGUAUGUACAAGCUGAACAAUAGCGAGGAGGGGGCUGGGUCUGACCCCACCAAGUCGCCAGUCAGGAGGGGUCAACCUUCUCCAAUUGGUAGUGAUAUCAUGUCCCCACACCAGUCGCUGUCCCCGCCGACGUCGCCGGGCGCGGGCGGGUCGCCGCGCGGCGGGUCCCCGCGCGAGGCCCGGCGCACGCACCUGCACGCCGAGCAGAAGCGGCGCUACAACAUCAAGAACGGGUUCGACACGCUGCAGGCACUCAUUCCCCAUCUCAAUACCAACCCCGCCGCCAAGAUAAGUAAAGCUGCGAUGCUGCAAAAAGGUGCCGAGUAUAUCAAGCAGUUAAAGGCUGAGAGAAAUCAAAUUAAAGAGGAGAUGGAGAGCCUACGCCAGCAAAUAGAAUGUUUAAAUAAUUCUAUCACCAACUGCCACGCGUUGCUGCCUGCGACGGGGGCGCCGGUGUCGCGCGCGCGGUCGGGCCGUCUGCGGGAGAUGUUCGCGCGACACGUCGCCAACCGUACCAUGCACAACUGGAAGUAUUGGCUCUUCAGCGUAGUGAGCGCGGCGCUGGUGGAGUCGUUCAGCGCGUGCGUGUCGUGCAGCAGCGCGGCCGACCUCGUGCGCACCACGCUGCUGUGGGCCGAGCAACAUUGCUCGCUCGUCGAGAUGCGCCCCGCGGUCCUGAACUCCCUGCGCGUGCUGUGCACGACGACGGACAUCCUGACGAGCCCCGAGCGGCUCGCGGACGAGGCGCGCGCCGCCGUCGCCGCCAGCGCCGCCGUCAAGACCGAGCCCACCUAGCGCCGCCCCCCCACCACCUGCAGGGCGGACCUGCGCCCGCGGUCUCCUCGAGUUAUUACUCCAUUACUUUUUAGAGUGCGUGUCGACGCGGAAUGUUAAAAAGUCGGCCGACAUAUCAAACUUUGAAUAUAAAAAAUAUGAAAUCGCUUUGUGAAGUCGGUCGUCUUACUCUUGUUGUUAUUAUUUAUUUGUAUUCAAAUUAUGUUUCAGGACAAAUUCUGUCAUUACUUUUCACGUUUGCCUUAAUUUUGACUCCGCCGCUUACUUUUAUUUAAAUACCUCACUAAAAGUAAAUAAUUUUGGAAUUAAGGAACAUAAAAUACCAUUAUAAGUACGAAUGAUAAUUACAAUAUUUCAAUUAUAACAUGAAGCUGACAGUUCGUAAUAUGUUCUUCUCUUCUUCCUCCCUUCAUUACAUAUUUCAUCGGUUUCGGAAUCCAUACUAUGACACAUUUUUCGUUCCCCGUCAGAUGUUACACAUCUUACCAUAAACAUUUUCUUCUUUCAUAUCAUUCCUCUCAUAAUGAUCGCAAAUAUUCCCUACGUACAUUAUAUAGAUUAAAUUAGAUUAUUUGUUAGAAUAAACGAAGUUAAUAUUUGCGAUUGUAUACUGCUGUCAGUUUGUGUUUAUCAGCAAAGUGUCGACAUACUGCCCACUGCCCGGCUCCAAGUGUGAGCUUGCUUACAUCGAAAUUGUAACAUUGUUUGUAAUUAUAUUAGUCUAUACAUAUGUUGUAUGGAAAUUGUUGGUUAUACUAUAAAAUUUUAUCAAAAUUAGUUUUGGUGAGUCUAUUAUACUGUUUGUGUAGUGAUGGUGUAAACGGGAAGUAAAUGAUGAAGUGUGAAUUUUGUACAUCAUCACAAGAACCUUAAUUUAAACAUUUGUCACAUUCAUCACAUUCUAUGUGGUAUUGUGUAAGAGCGGUCCAAAUCCAAAUUUUGUAUUUUAUUGUGGGCGUCGCCUCGGCCUGUAACGGCGAAGGCAGAUCAUGAAGUGUCCUAAUCUAGUGCCUUGUAGCUACGUGGUAAAUAUUUGUAAAAUACACAACAUUUUUCUACUAUGUGAUUCACAACAGUCGGUAACCGAGUAUUGUUCUAGCUGCGAGCAAUAAUAAAAUCAGAUCCCGAACGUGUUUAAAUCACUUUGAGUAGAUGAGAUUGCUGCACUAAUUUAUUCGUAAGCACGUUGUUUUGAUAUUUUUUCCAUUUGCUAGUCUGAUAUUAUUUUUGCUUGUACUCCACAAUCUCAGAUCGCCGUUAAAAUGCCAUGUGAAUACUUGUUUGGGCAUAUCUAUUAGUUUUUUGUUCUGCAAAACUUUAGUAUAACACUUAACGAUUUCAUUCUCCCAAUGUCUGAGAAUGAAAUUAGUGCAAAUAAAAUGAAGUAAUUUUACCAAAGACAAAGAGUCGCUUUACGCUCCGUAUAGCGACUCGAUCACGUUGUAAAAUAUGUACAUGUGCCCGUCCUGUCCGAUAACACGUGAAUACCAAUGUAGUUCGUAAGAAACAAUGAAUUUAUUGAACUUGUCGAGAUUUAAUUUAGGAUUGUCUAAGUGUAUUUACGUAAGUACUUUAAGCAAAUAUUUUUAUAUUGUGUGAUAACACAGAUGUUUUUAUAUAACUAUAUAUAACUCGGUGCCAACGUAAAUAUUGUUGUAAUUUGUUAUGUAGUGAUAUAAUUUUAUGAAGUAUCGUUGACUCUGGCAGCACGUUGUCGUUUGUUAGCGGCGGCGCGUCAGCCGCGCCCCGCUGUGAGCUUUAAAUGAGGUUAAGUGCAAUUGUUGUUCUAUUGGAAAUACAAUCUGGAAACACAACACGCUGUUUUAAUUAUCAUUUAUUUCAAACCAACAAGGUACAAUUGAAUAAUAAAUUAGCAAAUCGUAUAAAAGUCACGACUGAUUACAAAUAUUCAUUUAAAUUAGUUCAAUGGUCCUCUUGCUUUCAACUAAUCAAGUAAUAGUCACUACGAAAUUACGGACGUUUUACAAAAGUAGAUCGAGAUUCAAUGUCAACACCUUCGUAAAUAGUUUAAAUUCCUACAAUACCGAUUGAUAUUAUGUGACUCGUCAUGGCCAUAUUAUAAUGUGUUGGUCAAUUGCUGAAUAUAUUAGACUUCUUUACUAGAACGCUGACAAACUUACAAAUUAAUCACUGUUUGAAAUAUUUUAAUUUUAUUUCAGUAUUUUUGUUACGAAUUAAGUAUGAUGCUUCUUAUACAUUACAAAUGUACGGGAAAUAAAUUAUACAAAAAUCGAUUAUACGAUCUAACGGGAAUACAAUUUUUGCAAAUACUCUGUUUGCAUAGUCAAAAAACUAUUGAAAUAGCAAACGUGUUUCAAUAUUAGGACAUAGAUACAUAAAUAGA
Spodoptera exigua (beet armyworm) is the source of this 5170-nucleotide messenger RNA. The record is from the annotation of a GenBank genome assembly. NCBI's taxonomy places the organism in Eukaryota, Metazoa, Arthropoda, Insecta, Lepidoptera, Noctuidae.